This is a messenger RNA of Dothidotthia symphoricarpi CBS 119687, 981 nucleotides long. RefSeq lists its product as uncharacterized. The transcript has a single exon. The record is from RefSeq and is a predicted model, not a curated record. The coding region runs from base 141 to 800 and encodes 219 amino acids. NCBI's taxonomy places the organism in Eukaryota, Fungi, Ascomycota, Dothideomycetes, Pleosporales, Dothidotthiaceae.
CUAGCAGUCGAUACACACAACAUCAACGUACACUCACAAAGCCGUCCAGCAGUCCAACCCACAUCGCACAACCACCACGAUCCCACCUCAGACUAAUCUUCUCCCCUCCCCAAAUCCUGUCUCACAGGAACAAACCCACAAUGCCAACAGCAACCCCGUCUGCAUCUACGAACCCCCUCACACUUCACUCCCUCCGUGCAAAAGUCGCCUCGCCCUGGACCCUAGGUAUCGCCAUCGGUCUCCUGCUCUACCACAUCCCGCCCCUCGUAUCCGAACACAUGGGGCAAGACAUGCAUUUCCAGAACAAAGUCCCCGCGGCACUGACAUGGGCACCAGACUUCGUCCCCACAGUAGACACUUACAUAGCUUCUUUACGCGCCACUGACGGACACACAGAACCCAUCAACGCGGUGAGUUUGAGUCGGAAGCACAAAGCAAAGCGACAAAAAGAUACGGAAUAUUACACACACAUCGUUGAAUGGGCGUAUAAGAUCUGCAUAUCUGAAGCGCUGGGCGAUAUGUUUCGUAUCUGGGAACGUGAUGGAACGGAGAAGACGAGAUUGUUUAACAAGGGCGUCGACAAAGUGUUGAGUGGAGUGCAGUGGCGUGUUUAUCCAAGUGAGAAUAUCGUACUAAUGGCUGGAGAGAAUGAUUGGAAGACAUGGUUAGGGAACAGGUGCGAGGAGGUGGGACGGAGGGAGGUUAGGGAGGGGAGGAGUGCGUUGGAAGAGUUUGGGGAGGUGUGGGAGAGGGAUGGAGAGGGGCGGUUAAGAUUGAGGUUCGGGGAGUGGGGACUGUGAGGUGAAAAAUGUCUCGAAUCUCAAACUUGACAAUGGUGGUGUGAACGGAGUUGUGUUUUUUCUGUGGGGGAGAGAAGUAGCAGCUGACUAAAAUGGGCAUCAACAAGGAUUAGGUCAGUAUGCAAGGGUCCACGCCAAGCUUCUUUUGCCAUGAUGCAGCGGCACCCUGUUGAGACGCGAC